AUGUCUACAUUUCAAUCUAAUUGGGGUAACUCACCACCCCCAACUUCAUUCUCAGCUCCACCAUCAUCAUCUUAUAGCAGUAUGAGUCCACUAAUACUUGUGGUUGUAGUAGUUUUAUCUCUUAUCUUCUUCUUUGGUGGUCUUGUUCAUAUGGUUUUGAGAUUAUUCAUGAAGAGGUCAUCUUCACCAAUCUUUCAAUCCAGUAGUAGACAUCCAGAAAGCUCUAGCUCUCGAAAUCUUCGAAGACAGCUUCAACACCUCUUUAGGUUACACGACUCGGGCCUAGACCAAGCAGUCAUAGACUCUCUACCUGUGUUUUGCUGCAAAGACAUUGUUGGUUCAGAUGAGCAGUUUGAUUGUGCUAUCUGUCUUUGUGAGUUUUGUGAGCAGGACAAGCUGAGGUUGCUUCCUAAUUGUGGUCAUGCAUUUCAUAUGGAUUGUAUUGACACUUGGCUUCUCUCAAAUUCAACAUGUCCUCUUUGUAGAGGCCCCCUUUUGGGGUCUGUCCUAGUAUUGGAAUCCCCAGUGUUGAAUGUUGAUGAUUCUAGAGCAAUGUCAAGUAGGUUCAGUGGUGAUGGAGACAAUGGGGGUCUAAGUGGUAGGAGAGUUUUAGCUUUGGAGGAAGCUGGUAUCGAAAAGAGGGUGUUUUCGGUGAGACUUGGGAAAUUCAGAAGCUCAACAAAUGAAGAAAUGGGAGAAACAAGUAGGUGUAAUUUGGAUGCUAGGAGAUGCUACUCAAUGGGGACAUAUCAGUAUGUAGUUGGUGAUUCAAAUCUUCAAGUGGCAUUGCCCCAUGAUUGUGUUGGUGGCAUUGAUACCAAGCUUGACAUUGGUGAUGAACACUCCAAAGUUGGUGGGAAUUUGGAGGGGAAGAAAAUCAAUGGGUGCCAUAAAGGUGAGAGCUUCUCUGUGUCCAAGAUCUGGCUAUGGAAUAAGAAGAACAAAUUCCCAGGCUCUUUGAAUACUCAUAAUGGUAUGCCUUCUUUUACUGUAACUUCUCCAAUCGAUGAUGGAACAUGA
This is a messenger RNA of Fragaria vesca subsp. vesca, 1020 nucleotides long. RefSeq names its product RING-H2 finger protein ATL46-like. The transcript has a single exon. The coding region runs from base 1 to 1020 and encodes 339 amino acids. The record is from RefSeq and is a predicted model, not a curated record. Lineage: Eukaryota; Viridiplantae; Streptophyta; Magnoliopsida; Rosales; Rosaceae.